Linum tenue is the source of this 885-nucleotide messenger RNA. NCBI's taxonomy places the organism in Eukaryota, Viridiplantae, Streptophyta, Magnoliopsida, Malpighiales, Linaceae. The record is from the annotation of a GenBank genome assembly.
CCAACUGAGAUCCGGGACGAGAGGGGGCAAGCACGUCAUUUUAGCUCCACAGGCCACUAGGGUUUUGAGUUCCAUUUAUGUUAUAAACCUAAAUCGAUACUCUGGCCACAUUUUCGCCGCUUCUUCCAAUCUCUCUGCAUCCUUCGACUGACCGAGAGAGAGAGCCAAGAUGGUUGAGAAGACGAGGAUCAGGAAAGAGGAGGUGGUGACCAGGGAGUUCACCAUCAACCUCCACAAGAGGUUGCAUGGCUGCACCUUCAAGAAGAAGGCUCCCAAGGCCAUUAAGGAGAUCAGGAAGUUUGCCGAGAAAGCCAUGGGAACAAAGGAUGUGAGGGUGGACGUGAAGCUGAACAAGCAAAUCUGGAGCAAGGGAAUAAGGAGUGUUCCAAGAAGAAUCAGAGUUCGCAUUGCACGGAAGAGGAAUGAUGAUGAAGAUGCAAAGGAGGAGCUCUUUUCCCUUGUCACUGUUGCAGAGAUCCCUGCCGAAGGACUCAAGGGGCUGGGCACAAAGGUCAUAGAGGAGGAUGAGUAAUCUGUGUCGCUCUGUGUUUCUGUCAGGCUGUGGUUCUAGGUUUUUGAAGAAGUUUUGUCCUUGUUUGAGGAUUCGGAGAACAAGCCUAGGCUUUUGUUGGUACAAGUUGGAUAUUGUCAAACCAUAAUUGCCAUUUGAAAGUAGUGAACCUAAUGAUAUUUUCUGUUGGAUUUCUAGCACAUAAUGGCCAUCGGGAGUGCAAUCUGCAGAAAAUGUCGCGCAUGUUAAUGAUCUGGUUGAAGUGCUUGUAUUACUGUAGUUGGUAUCAUCGUAUUGAUGGUAUAGGGAGCUCUUGUCGAUGGUUCUUAAUUCGAUCCAAACCUUUGAGACAACACAGACACAGUUUCUUGUCC